CGAAAGGGGAGAGACAUGGAUCUUGUAAGCACUACAAGAUGUCAACAAAUCAAUAGCGAGCAGUGGGCUGCUGCAAGUGGCAUUCGGAACCGGUAGAGGCGCCUUCCCUAUCUCAGACUAGUGCAGACCCUAGCGCGAAGGCUGAUGGGCCGUGCUUUCCCGCGGCGGCCAAGAUUUUGAAACUUUUUUGGACAUCAUCUUGAACAUCGUCAGUUCGGCGCCACGGAUCUCGACAACAGCAAAUAUGGCCAAGAAGAGGAAGGCUGGCGGCCGCGCAUAUGGCGACUCGAAGUCGUCCAAAGACGACGGUUCGAAACUCGCCAUCAAUUCUUGGGAAGAUGUUGCUGAUUCGGAGGAUGAGUUCCUCUUGAACCGCGAGAAGGUCUUGCUAGACGAGGGGCCAGCUGCGAAGAGGUUAAGGAAAUACCAAGAAGAGGAUAAGUUCCUCGAAAACUCCGAAGAAGAGAUCCUGGGCGACAACCUUAGCGACAGCGACGACGAUGACGACGAUGACGAUGCCAGCGAUGUUGCCGAACCCGACGGUCAGGCGCCUGAAGACGAGGAUGAGGAGAUGGACGAGGCUUGGGGUACCACAAAGAGAGAUUACUACAAUGCCGACGCGAUCGAAACAGAGCAGGAUGCUCUUGACGAAGAGAAGGAAGCACGUCGAUUGCAGAAGAAGCAGCUUCAGGCCAUGUCGGAAGCAGCUUUCGGUUUCGACGAGGACGAGUGGCUAGGCCAGGGCGAGGAAGAGGAGACAGAGGGUGGCGCGAGGGUCACAGAGGUGCUACCUCAACUACAGAUCACAGACAGCAUGUCUGAGGAGGAACGGCUCAAGAUCAUGAAGACACGAUACCCCGAGUUCGAGCACAUCUCAAGAGAGUACCUACGCCUGCAACCGCUGCACGACGAACUGGCCGCCGCCGCCAACGCCGCCGAACGACUGCUCAAGUCGCGCGCCACAAAAUUGAGCAAGUCCACCCAGACCACCCCCAUCGCCGUCACAAAAUACCGAGCUUGCGCAGCAUACCUCGCAGCCAUGGCCAUGUACUUCGCUAUCCUGGGGUCAACCGCGAAGGAUGAUGGCUCGUCAGUAAUCGCGCUGGACCCGAAGGAGCUGCACGAGCACCCGGUCAUGGAGAGUUUGCUGAAGACACAGAGGUUAUGGACAAAAAUCGAGAGUCUACCAGUUGCCGACCCCAUGGUUGAGACGGACGCGGACGAGCUUUCAGUCAUCGAGGAAGCCAGCGCUCUGUCAGGCGCAGAGCCUGAUCAGGCACCCAAGAAGAAGGCACAGAAGCAGAAGAAGACCAAGGCAGAGCGUGCCGCAGACACCGCUCGCGCUGAAGCUAAGGCUCGCCGCGCCGAGAAGCUGCUACAGACCGAGCAAGAUCUUGGAUCACUGUCAGCACUUACUGACAGAGCCGCACUCAAGAAGGCGUCGAAGAAAAAGAAGGCACCAGAGGGCAAGAUCAACCUGCUCAACCCCGACGAUUCAGACUUUGGCGAAGAGACCGAUCUCACUGCACACGAACUGGCCGAGAAGGCGCGCAAGAAGAAGUCCCUGCGCUUCUACACAUCCCAGAUCGCCCAAAAAGCCAACAAGCGCGACGCAGCCGGCAAAGACUACGGCGGCGACGCAGACGUCCCACACCGCGAGCGCCUCAAGGACAGACAAGCCCGCCUGCAAGCCGAAGCUGAGAAGCGCGGCCAACACAAGGACGCCGGCCCCGGCGUCGCCCUCGGCGAAGGCCCAGACAGCUCCGGCGACGAAGCCGAGCCGUUCCGGCCAGAAGACAACGACUUCGAAGACGAAGACGGCUACUACGACAUGGUCGCCGCGCGCAGCAACACCAAGAAGGCCGCCAAAUCCGAGCGCGCAGCCGCAUACGCCGAGGCCGCCAAACAGGGUGCUCAAGUCAUCGAAGAGGAGAUUGUGGGCGAUGAUGGGCGCAGACAGAUCAGCUACCAGAUUGCGAAGAACAAGGGGCUUACCCCGCACCGUAAGAAGAGUGUGAGGAAUCCGAGGGUUAAGAAGAAGGAGAAGUAUAAGGAGAAGCUUAAGAAGGAGAAGAGUAUGCGGCCCGUGUUUGAUAAGGCGAAGGCUGCGUCUGGGCAUGCGAAUUAUGGGGGUGAGCUUACGGGUAUUAAGAAGGGUAUGGUUAGGAGUAGGAAGUUGUAGUUCUGGAGAUCUGGAGGUUGUUGUUAGAGUAGGAAUCAUACCCCGUGGAUCUCGUUCACACAUCCUCACUCUUCCCUCCUCACAUGCCGUUGUGAUUUGUUUAAUCGAAAAGUGUGUCGCAUUAUAUGUCAUAUCGUUAUCCUAACCCACAGCAGCCAGACGCCGUAGCAGGCU
Molecule: messenger RNA, 2356 nt
Organism: Macroventuria anomochaeta
Lineage: Eukaryota; Fungi; Ascomycota; Dothideomycetes; Pleosporales; Didymellaceae
Product: Sas10/Utp3 family protein-like protein
Exons: 3
Coding region: 245-2182 (645 amino acids)
Biological process (GO): maturation of SSU-rRNA from tricistronic rRNA transcript (SSU-rRNA, 5.8S rRNA, LSU-rRNA)
Cellular component (GO): nucleolus; small-subunit processome
Source: RefSeq, a predicted model, not a curated record